Molecule: messenger RNA, 3846 nt
Organism: Cynocephalus volans (Philippine flying lemur)
Lineage: Eukaryota; Metazoa; Chordata; Mammalia; Dermoptera; Cynocephalidae
Gene: C3H15orf62
Product: chromosome 3 C15orf62 homolog
Exons: 1
Coding region: 2780-3307 (175 amino acids)
Biological process (GO): positive regulation of actin filament polymerization; positive regulation of pseudopodium assembly; regulation of cell shape
Cellular component (GO): membrane; cytoplasm
Molecular function (GO): small GTPase binding
Source: RefSeq, a predicted model, not a curated record
CUCUGAGGCAGAGCCCAGCACUCUAUACCUAUGUUUGGAAUAGAGGUAGACUCUUAAAAAAAAAAAAGUUUAUUGGUGAUGUUUAAGAAAAGAGCUGGGGUGGAGGGGAGAGCUGGGCCAGGGCUACGUGGGCUGCCCCUCCUCGUCCUCCUGUAGCAUCUGGGCCAUCAGCUGUUGUCGCUCAGCUGCCUGGCGCAUGCGCAUCAUGACGAGGCUCUCGUAGUCCCUCUCUGAUAGCACUGAGCCCUAAGGGACAGAGAGAGGACAGGAGGGUUCAGGGGCAGCAAGGCACAGCCCACAGACUUCAGACUCAGAGGAUAGGGCCUAGGCAGAGCUGCAGCCUAAGAGUCAAGUAAGGAGCAGGGCAGAGGAAGGGAAGGACCCUGGAACAUCCCAGAAUCCCCACUUAUUCACAUUUCUUCAGAGCAAGCAGGCCUUUGGCCUCCCCCCUCAGCCCAUUUCAACCAGUUAUCUCCCUCUAUCUUGCUUUACCCAGGCCCUUCCCACCUACAGUCAGCCCCAGUUCAUCUUUUUCAUGUGAACCACUUACCCAUGCUCUAGCCAGGCCCUUGUCUCCCUUCAUUUCCUCUCAGCCCUUUAUCUGACACUCCUUCCCUCCGCCCCAUGGCUCCUGCCUCUCAGUUUGUCUGAGGUACAGCGAUCCCCUCAGCUCUGCUGGGAACAGACGACAGCACUGCCCCUCCCAGCUGGCUGGCUUCCUUGUGGUCUCGCUCCUGCUGAGGAUGCAGAAGGGAGCCCUACCCUCAACACAGCCUCAAAAAGCCCCACCCUAGAAGGGGAGAGAAGUGGGCGUGCGGCCAGCUUGCCUCCUAAAAAUACACACCAGGGUUCCUGGCUGGCAGCGCCCGUGACGCUUUCUUUUGUGAUCUUGCCAGCACAGUGCAGGGGAUUAAGGGGUGUUAUAUUUUGAUAAUCAAAAGAAUAGCAAACAGCCACCUCAGUGGGCCAAGGCUGUGGGGUGGAGAAGCAGCUCUACAGCAGAGCCCCGAACUGCCAAACUCACACCCUGAUAAGGUCUGUAGGGGGAAUUAAGUCACUUCCUCCCUCACUGCAGCUGAAGCUAUGUGAUGAUCCUAUGGUCCCAACAGCUUCUCAGAGAAGUGUGAAGCCCAUUUGAGUUAGCACAGAAGUGACCCAGGGCAGUGUUGCAAGAUGCAGUGGUCCACAGCAGAGAGAGCUGUUAAGCCCUGUUCCAUAGUACACCGCGCUGGUGCACUCUCGUGAAACCAGCCUGGAGGAAAGCGUGGUGGUCAGUGACCCAGGGAAUAAGAAGGGAGUAGCUGGGGUUAAGAUGCCAGGCCCUGGCCAACUGGUUUGGAGUAAGGGGUGUACAGAAACCAAAAGCGUUACUCAGCCCAGAUUCCCCCUGCUCCUCCCAACAGUUCCACCCCUCCUCUCUCCCUGGCUGCAGAAUCUUCUAAGACAGUUGCCCUCCCAGCCAGGCCCACCCGCUGAGCUUGGCCCAGACAAUUCAUGGCAGCCCCACGUGGCCCAGACCCCUCCACAGAAGAGGGACCCCAAAUGAGGCCCAGCAGCCAGAGGGGAAGGAUAGAGCACAGUGAGGUGGGAGGCAGCAGGACCCUGGCCCUCAACUGCUCUCCUGCCAGGAGGCCAUCUAGGUAAAGCAAGGAAGGACAAGGAAACUGAGUAGCCAGACUGGAUGUCAGGCCAAGGGGAGGGCAAUUCUCCCUGCCCAAGUUAAUUUUGCUCUGCGAAGAAAACUCAGAGUCACCCCGGCAUGCCCUGAGUCCAACCCUGGCAAGAGCCAGGCCCUUUAUAGGCAUGGGGCUACUCCCCGUUAACACCCCCUUUGCCUCCCUCCCCAGAUUCCUGCAGGCUCUGCUAAUGAGGGCCUGUUGCCCAGCACCAGGGCUGAGUCACCCACACCAGCGACAGGUCUCUUCCUUCCCCAACAAUUGUUCCACACGCCUGCCUUUCAAUUAACUCCCACCCUCCCUGAGCUCCUCCCACCCAGAUACACAGGGACUGGCGUGCUGGGCCUGCCUGCUGAGGCCCAGGGUAGUGGAGCUAUGAUGAGAAAGGAAGCAGCACGGUGACACAUAAAGCAGUGCUGUCCCCAGACAAGUCCCCAGAGGAAUCUUAAGCUCCCCAUUGCCCUGGGGUGUUGGUCACAGCUGCCCCAAUCCCUGCAUGCAGAUGCUGCAAUUACCUAAGAGCGUGAAACACAGCUUCCCACCUGACUGAGUCAGCUGAAAUCAAAACACAUCUCCACCACCACACACGGCCACACACUGGCAGGCACUAAUCAGAGGCCAGGAGCUGCCGGCAAGACGGCCCAGCCCUUACUGCCCCAAAGACGGGCACAGGGGCCAGGAAGCACCAGAGACGGUCCACCUGCCUCCUGCCUGUGGAAGGAGCCCUCAGCCGCUCUAACCCAGCCAGAAAAGACCUGUCUCUGCUGACACUGGGGCUAUCCUCUCUCCAACUCGAGUAAGUGCUGCUUCUUCCUCUUGGGGUUUUUUCCACUGCCCUAUCAAGUAACCAGGCUGCUGCUAUCCUCGUGGGAAACUCCUGCCACGAAGGACUCCAGCUCUCUGCUCUCCUGGACAAAAAAGCACCCUCUUGCCGGGCCUUGUCUCACCAUCCAGGAUGACAGCCAAAGGUCUGUGCUGGACCCCCAGGCUGUCUCCCUGAUUCUUGGCACUCACUGCUCCAGCAGGGACCAAAUGCUCAUGAGCUGCUCCUGAAUACCUCUCUGCUGGGCUUCUGAGGCUCGUCUGCGGCUCCCCCGGGCCCCAUGGAGACCUGGCGGAAAGGCUCCUUCCGCAACACUUCCUUCUUCAAGCGGCUGAGCCUGGGGCGGCCGCGGCGGCUCCGGCGACAGGGCAGCGUGCUUAGCCAGGCCAGCACAGCUGGUGGUGACCAUGAGGAGUACAGCAACCGAGAAGUCAUCCGGGAGCUGCGAGGGAGGCCAGACGGCCGGCGCCUGCCACUCUGGGGGGACGAGCAGCCCCGGACCACACUGCUGGCCCCACCCAAGCCCCCGCGCCUCUACCGAGAGAGCUCCAGCUGCCCCAACAUCCUGGAGCCCACACCUGCCUACACUGCUGCCUACUCAGCCACCCUGCCCUCUGCGCUCUCCCUGGGGGGCGCCCUCCCCCAAUAUUCAGAGGGGGACCUUUUGGACACUCCCUCCUUCCAGAGGAUACCUGCUUCUGACCUCAAUGAUCCCUUCUUCUCCUUCAAAGUGGACCUGGGGAUUUCACUUCUUGAGGAAGUUCUACAGAUACUGAGGGAACAAUUUCCCAGUGAGCCCAGCUUCUGAAUGGGGUGAGGGUGGGCAAAGCUGGGGUGACUGGAAGAGCUGGAGCCUGGUGACCCAGGGAAGGAGGGUACAGUCAUGUAUUAAGGAAAAGGGAGGGAUAGGAAUCCAGGGCUCUGCCCACCCUGUGGACUCUGAAAGUCCUCCAAGAUGCCCCAUAGUGGAGGGAGGGAGGCAAGCUGGAAAUGUUGGUUGGGGGGCACUUCCUGGUAAGAGCCCUGAAGGAAGCUGCCUAGGUCGGAAAAGGGAGGCCACACCCUACAACCACAGGAACAGGCAGACACCAGCAGAGUGAGGUGGCACAGGGCGAGUCAGGGAGCAGGAGGACACAGAUGGGUGCCCUGCACCAGGCCCUUCUGAAGCUGCUGCCAACAAAAAGGUCACAGGACAAGUCUGGGCAAAAGUGGUCCAACAGAGGCUGAAGAGGAAAGUGGGGAGAUCUGAAAGGAGAGGGAAGACAGACUUGACCUUGUCCAAUCAGGUGACCACUUGCUACAUGCACCUGUUUAAAUUAAUUGAAAUUAAAUAAAAUUGAAAAUUCA